This is a messenger RNA of Neurospora tetraspora, 3666 nucleotides long. Its product is annotated as sulfate transporter family-domain-containing protein. The record is from RefSeq and is a predicted model, not a curated record. The coding region runs from base 244 to 3597 and encodes 1117 amino acids. Gene Ontology annotation, cellular component: membrane. Lineage: Eukaryota; Fungi; Ascomycota; Sordariomycetes; Sordariales; Sordariaceae. The transcript is spliced from 4 exons.
GCUUCCGCAUCACAUCAUCCUGCUCAGUCUACAUAGCAGUUCAGCUGGCAGGCAAGCAUUAACAGUCAGUGACUGCAUCUUGCACCUCCCUCAUCUGUCACCCCGGAAUUUUCGAAACGACCGACGGCUACUCAACUGCCCUUGCCCCUCUGGCAAACCUGGCAUACCUGCCUACCUGGCACCGACCCAUCGCAUACCUAUACCGGUAGCACCCUGUAGGGUGUUGCGUCUUUACGACCUCCCAUGUCGUCUCCAGCUGCUGGCUUCUCCUCGUGGAGGAGAUCUCCCAGACCGUCUUCCUCCGUUUCGCAGUAUGCUUCGGCCCAGGAGGAAAUAGAGUCUUCGAGUUCCUCCACAAUCAUCCCAACUAGGUCCGCCCAGGAGCCCUCCAACAAUGAGACCCAUCAGCUAUAUUCAACUUCGGUGAAUUCAGUUGCCCACCGCGAACCCUUGAGGUCCUUUAUUCAUGGCUCGGUCCGUGACAAUCUAGCUCCUCUAGACAGUUACCAAUACGCACAAUCCGUCCGCCAGGAUACUGCCGAGCUAGCCAACUAUUUUCUUUCCGACCCAAAAGACGGACAGAGCCCAGCGUUUCUUAACCGAAGACGAUCCUCCGUCUCAGUCCUCGACCGCACAGCUCAGGGCCCAGAUACCCAAGGUGCCGAGGAGGGUAAUGGUAGGCGCCAGGACACCAUAAACGAAGUGUCUGAGCCUCCGUCGCCAGAGGAAACCGAUGUCGAAUCAACAGCCGAGGGACCAUCAAUGCUCACCACAAUGCUGAGGAGAUCACCGCCAACUACAACAUAUAUGCCGGCUUCAAAUAACGAUGAGUCGCAGGAGGAAGACGAGUCAUGGGGAAAUGGUGAAAGUAGCAGGAGAGGCUCAUGGAAACAUCCGGUACCAGUCCAACCCUCAACCGAACGGCAGGCAGAGGCGGCCGAUACUUCAGACGAGCACGCGCCGUUGCUUCGGACCACAUCUCGCGAGGCUCGGCAUAGCUAUGGUAUGGCCAACGGCUCCAGCCACGAUGCUGAUAUCGAAGACCAAAAGAGUCCGAGAAGGCGAUGGACGACAAGACUUGCCGAUUCCGCGAGGGAUAGAAGAGAUCGCAUUACCAGCAUCGCCAAGGUAGCAGCAAACCCAAAGCGCUGGGAUCGUCAUGCUCUAUGGGAGAAUGUCAUCGUUGCGCCUGUCACAUGUUUACCAGCCGUCAUUGUCGGACUCUUGUUGAACAUCCUUGAUGCGCUUUCGUACGGCAUGAUUCUGUUCCCAUUGGGAAGUCCCAUCUUUUCAAACUUGGGAUCCGCUGGUAUCUCGAUUUUUUACGUCAGCACAAUUAUAUCACAGUUGACAUUCUCCUUUGGGAGCGUGUUCAAGGGUGGUGUUGGGUCCGAACUGAUCGAAGUUGUGCCCUUUUUCCACAGUAUGGCUGGUACCAUUACCGAAAUUGUCGGCGAAGAUGACCCGGAAGCUGUUAUCGCAACGACCAUCACAUCCUACGCGCUGAGCUCGAUGCUCACGGGCACUGUUUUCUACCUUAUGGGCAAGUUCAAGUUUGGCUAUCUCGUGGGUUUCAUCCCGCGUCAUAUCCUGAUAGGCUGCAUCGGUGGUGUCGGUUGGUUCUUGAUCGCCACGGGGUUCGAGGUGACGGCUCGCAUGGAUGGCAGUCUCAACUAUGAUCUCGACACCCUGAAGCGACUCAUCCAGCCAGACACUAUCCCACUAUGGACGAUACCUCUCGGUUUGGCGAUCAUUCUGUUCUACGGCCAUAAGAAGAUCACGUCCAAGUAUUUCCUUCCCCUUUAUAUCCUCACCAUUCCUGCCUUGUUCUACAUGGUAUCGUUCAUACUGGGUGGCCCCGACCAAGACUCUCUGCAAAAACAUGGCUGGGUGUUUGAGGGACCUCCACCCGGUGAGCCAUGGUGGUAUUUCUACACUUUAUACAAGUUCCACAAGGUCGAUUGGAGUGCCAUUGUGCAGUGUAUCCCCGCAAUGUUUGCUCUGACCUUCUUCGGCAUCUUACAUGUGCCCAUCAAUGUCCCAGCAUUAGCACAAAAUAUCGGCGAAGACCAUGCCGACCUCGAUCAUGAGCUCAAGCUACACGGCUACUCAAACUUCCUGUCAGGGUGCUUUGGCAGCAUCCAAAACUACUUGGUUUAUGCCAACAGCGUCUUUUUCAUGCGCUCUGGUGGAAACACUCGACUGGCGGGUAUGAUGCUUGCUGCUCUUACUUUCCUCGUGAUGAUGAUCGGCCCUUCCCUGAUUGGUUUUAUACCGGUCAUGAUGGUUGGAGUGCUCAUCUUCGACCUUGGCUUUGAGCUGCUUAUCGAGGCGGUUUGGCAACCAAGGAAAAAGCUGAAGUGGCUUGAAUACAUGACUGUGCUUGUCAUUGUCGUGGUCAUGGGCACCUAUGACUUCGUCAUUGGUAUCGGAGUUGGCAUUCUUUGCGCAUUCGCCGCUCUUAUUAUCCAAACAUCCAGAGUCUCGGCCGUCAGAGCGGUGUACUCCGGAGAGGUCGUGGGAUCGACUGUAAGGAGAAACCCAACUCAACAACAUUACCUCAGAGAUGUUGGAAAGCAAAUCAACAUCAUUAAGCUUGCCGGUUAUCUCUUCUUCGGAACAAUUGUGAGCGUGGAGGAAAAGAUCAGGGCUAUGAUCUCUGAUGAGGAGUUCAACAAUCGCCCGAUUCAGUUCCUCAUCAUCGAUCUGUGGCUGGUCAACGGCGUCGACUACUCCGCCGGUGAGGUGUUUAACACUAUCAGCCGCCUGCUCAACCACAAGGGCAUCGAGCUAAUUAUCAGCGGUGUCGACACCGAACAAGAGCUGGGUCGACACCUAAGAGCGGCCGGUCUCGGUGAAGAUGGGAUUGACGUCAAGCUUCUCCCUGAGCUCAACUCGGCCUUGGAAUAUUGUGAGAACGAGCUUCUCAAGACGUUUUAUGCCAGUCAAGAAGCAGCUCGUCUUUCGCGGACAGCAGAUUCUGUACCUUCAAGCAGCUUGCAGGUGCCCUCUGCCCAAGCAUCCUCUCUACAGCCUCAACUAGACCCCCUAGGAUCUUCUCCCCGUCGCAGCCACCUCCAGGUGGCAGCUCGCCAUGCGCUCAACCAGCAAGCUGAGCAGCAACGAGUGUCAACCAGGUGGCAGAGCUUUAAGGAGCCGCUACGGCUGAUGCUGCAAAUCUUCCAGGACGUCAGCGACAAAAAUGAGGAUUUCUGGUUCCGCGCCGUGGGUUACUUCAAAAGGCUUCAGUAUCCCGCCGGAACUGUUAUUUUCCGGCGCGGGGAGAAGGCGGAAGGAUUUUACCUGCUCGAGCAAGGAAUGCUCAGAGCCGAGUACGACCUGCCGCAGGGCUGGCUUUGUGAAAGCAUCGUGGCGGGAACAACGUGCGGAGAGUUGCCUUUCUUCUCGGAGACGACGAGAACAGCGACGUGUGUGGUCGAGCACGACUGUGUGCUCUGGAUGAUGGAUAAGGAAGGGUGGGAGAAGCUGCAGAAGGAGCAGCCGGAUGUGGCGAGGGAGUUGUUGAGGAUGGUGUUGAAAUUGACUAGCGAGCGGAUGAACGUGAUCACGAGCUAUACGCUUACUAUGGCUGGUUGAUUAUGCUUUUGUUUUUUCAGACGAGUAUAUAUCAUGUAGAUCGUUACAUACCUCUAGCGAAUAUCAUCU